Folsomia candida is the source of this 1222-nucleotide messenger RNA. Its product is annotated as probable transcription-associated protein 1. The coding region runs from base 194 to 1222 and encodes 342 amino acids. Lineage: Eukaryota; Metazoa; Arthropoda; Collembola; Entomobryomorpha; Isotomidae. The transcript has 5 exons. The record is from RefSeq and is a predicted model, not a curated record. Gene Ontology annotation, molecular function: chitin binding. Gene Ontology annotation, cellular component: extracellular region.
AAUAAUUUACACCCAAUUACAUAAACAGAUUUCACAAUUGAUUUAUUUCUGCUAGGGAAACCCAGGUUUAAGUAGAUUUUGAUCUGAUUUUGGGACAAUCCCACUUUUAUCUUAUUUCUUACAUAUGUUCAUAAAGCACAUUUCGUUACGUUCUGACAGUUACACUUUUGCCAUUGCUUGACUAGGAGUCAUAAUGUCCAAUUGGGUACCAUUUCUGCUUGUACUUGCUGUCACUCCAUUUUCUAAGGCGGAAGAAAUUUGUCCUGAUGGAGCAAAUUUUUGGCCUCAUCCAGACUGCCAAUUCUAUUACGAUUGUAACUUCGGUGACGCUCCGAUACUAAAACAAUGUCCGGCUGAUCUGUACUGGGACGUUGCCCGAAGUUUCUGCAACCUCCCGGAAAAUGUCCCAGAAUGCGUUGGAGGGACAAGGCCACCUGUCACCACCACCACGACGACCCCACCAACCACCACGACACGACCAACAACCACUCGCCCAACGACGACUACUCCCACGACAACGACCACACCUCGUCCUACCACAUCCCGCACAACGUUGCCUCCCCGACCAUCUCCUCCUCCAUGCGAAUCCCGCUGUUGUCUUUUCCCAUCUGAUCCAGUCUGGAUUCCUCCAGGUCCCUUAAACGUUACGUUCAAUCCCAUCCUAAAAUUGGACGAAUGGAGUACAAUUGGCGAACUCUACCUGGCGGGAUGGUCUGCCAAUGUUCGGACUUGUUCCAUUAACCUAGUUGAUUACAAAAUAAGCGUUCAUGCCAUAGUUCCUGCAGUACAGUUAACGACUGAGUUUGACAUUUCCGGCUACGUUGACCUACGCCCACUGGAAUUUCUCCCGUCUGGAAACUUCACUGGGGCAGGAUUUGCAGAAAUUUCCGUAACCAACUUGGAAUACACAAUUAAUGGGACUUUUUUCGUUAAUAUAAUCGGAAAUAGGGUCAGCAUGCGGAUCUUAUCGGUUGAAAGUGUGUCAUUCGACAAUUUCUAUAUAGAUUUGGGGCCAGAAUUUGUGAUAGCAGGAACUCCUGCCGAUUGGGUAGAAUUGAAUGCAAAUUCGAAAACUAGAUUUGAUCAAGAAUGGCCAAUACAUCGGGUACAAUUCACAGAAAAGAUUAGAAUUGGUAUCAACGAGUUAUUGUAUCCAUACACGUUGGAAGAGAUGAUAGAAUUCAUGUUUGGCGAUUACUGCCCGUUUUGCUCAAAUACUUGA